Messenger RNA from Cannabis sativa, 639 nucleotides. RefSeq lists its product as uncharacterized. Bases 1 to 639 code for a protein of 212 amino acids. The record is from RefSeq and is a predicted model, not a curated record. The transcript has 3 exons. Lineage: Eukaryota; Viridiplantae; Streptophyta; Magnoliopsida; Rosales; Cannabaceae.
AUGAAUGGAAGACUCCAAGGUUCUUUUAAAGGUGAAAAAGGUUGUCGCCAAGGAGACCCUAUUUCUCCGCUAAUUUUUGUUCUUGUUAUGGAUUACUUGACCAGAAUCCUGAACUUUCAUCCUGGAAAAGUUAGCUUCGGUUUUCAUCCUCUCUGCAAACAGCUUAAGCUUGUCAACUUAUGUUUUGCGGAUGACCUUGUGAUCUUUUGUAAGGGCAAUGAAAAAUCUGUGAGAUUUAUUCAUGAAGCUUUCUCAUUAUUUUGUGACACAACAGGUCUAAAAGCUAAUAUGAAUAAGUCUGCUAUCUACUUUGGAGGAGUCAAUGAAGCUACUAAAAGGGCCAUUCUGAACUUGGUGAAUAUGGAAGAAGGCUCUUUCCGUCUCAAAUAUCUGGGAGUGAAGCUUUGUCCUACAAAAUGGAAGACUUUGGAUUGUGGUUGCAUUUUGGAUAAGGUUAGCAGCUGGUACUUCAAGAAAAUCUUGAGACUCAGGGACAUCAUUAACCGAGAUGCUCUCUUGGGGGUGGCCGAGGGACUUCAAGCAUUGGAAGGACUGGUGUUCGAAGACGAUGAAGAACUUGCUGGAAAGGGUGAUAAACGCUGUCAUGACUGCUACAGUGUAUUUCUUAUGGCAGAAUAG